CGUGGGCUCGGGCGCCCCGCCUUUGUCUCCCGGGCGCGAGCCGCCGCAGCCCCGCGCCCGCCGCUUGCUGCCGGAGCCGCUUUGUGCCGCGGCGCCGGGGACCGGGACGCGGGGCGCGGAGCCGGCGGGCGCAGCCUCAGCAUGGACGUGACCGUCUCGGAGCUCCUGGAGCUCUUCCUGCAGAGCCCGCUGGUGACCUGGGUGAAAACUUUUGGCCCGUUUGGAAGCAGCAACCAGGACAACUUGACUAUGUACAUGGAUUUAGUGGACGGCAUCUUUUUGAACCAAAUCAUGUUGCAAAUAGACCCCAGACCAACAAAUCAGCGCAUCAACAAGCAUGUCAACAACGACGUGAACCUUCGCAUUCAGAACCUGACCAUCUUGGUGAGAAACAUCAAGACCUACUACCAGGAAGUUCUCCAGCAGCUGAUUGUAAUGAAUUUGCCCAAUGUUUUGAUGAUUGGCAGAGACCCGCUGUCUGGGAAGAGCAUGGAGGAGAUUAAGAAGGUGCUGCUGCUGGUGCUGGGCUGUGCCGUCCAGUGUGAGAAGAAAGAGGAGUUUAUUGAGAGAAUCAAACAGCUGGACAUCGAGACCCAGGCUGGGAUCGUGGCCCACAUCCAGGAGGUGACCCACAACCAGGAGAACGUGUUUGACCUGCAGUGGCUGGAGCUGCCCGACGUGGCCCCGGAGGAGCUGGAGGCCCUUUCGAGGAACAUGGUGCUUCAUCUCCGGAGGCUCAUUGACCAGCGGGACGAGUGCACGGAGCUGAUCGUGGACCUGACCCAGGAGCGGGACUACCUGCAGGCGCAGCACCCCCCCAGCCCCGCCAAGUCCUCCAGCGCGGACUCCACUCCCAGCCCCACCAGCAGCCUCUCCAGCGAGGACAAGCAGCACCUGGCCGUGGAGCUGGCCGACACCAAGGCCAGGCUGCGGCGUGUCAGGCAGGAGCUGGAGGAGAAGACGGAGCAGCUUGUGGACACCAGGCACGAAGUGGACCAGCUGGUGCUGGAGCUGCAGAAAGUCAAGCAAGAGAACAUCCAGCUGGCGGCGGACGCCCGGUCUGCUCGCGCCUAUCGAGAUGAGCUGGAUUCCCUGAGGGAGAAGGCGAACCGCGUGGAGAGGCUGGAGAUGGAGCUGGCGCGCUGCAAGGAGAAGCUGCACGACGUGGACUUCUACAAGGCUCGCAUGGAGGAGCUCAGAGAAGAUAAUAUCAUUUUAAUUGAGACCAAGGCCAUGCUGGAGGAACAGCUGACUGCUGCUCGCACGCGGGGCGAUAAAGUCCACGAGCUGGAGAAGGAGAAUCUGCAGCUGAAAUCUAAACUUCACGACCUGGAAUUGGACCGGGACACAGAUAAGAAACGAAUUGAGGAGCUGCUGGAAGAAAACAUGGUCCUCGAGAUUGCACAGAAACAGAGCAUGAACGAAUCUGCCCACCUCGGCUGGGAGCUGGAGCAGCUGUCCAAGAAUGCAGACCUGUCAGAUGCCUCCAGGAAGUCGUUCGUGUUCGAGCUGAACGAGUGCGCCUCCAGCCGCAUCCUCAAGCUGGAGAAGGAGAACCAGAGCCUGCAGAGCACCAUCCAGGGGCUGCGGGAUGCGUCCCUGUCGCUGGAAGAGAGCAGCCUUAAGUGCGGGGAGCUGGAGAAGGAGAACCAGCAGCUCAGUAAGAAGAUCGAGAAGUUACAGACCCAGCUGGAGAGAGAGAAGCAGAGCAACCAGGAUUUGGAGACCCUCAGCGAGGAGCUGAUCAAAGAGAAGGAGCAGCUACAGAGCGACAUGGAGGCCCUGAAGGCCAACAGGGCCCGGCAGAUCAAGGACCUUGAGCAAGAAAAGGACCACCUCAACCGAGCAGUGUGGUCGCUGCGGGAGAGGUCGCAGGUCAGCAGCGAGGCCCGCGUGAAAGACGUGGAGAAGGAGAACAAAGCCCUCCACCAGACAGUGACAGAGGCCAGCAGCAAACUCAGCCAGCUGGAGUUCGAGAAGCAGCAGCUGCACAAGGACUUGGAGCAGGCCAGGGAGAAGGGGCAGCGGGCGGAGAAGCUGGAGGGGGAGCUGCAGCGGCUGCAGGAGGAGAACGCGCAGCUGGCCAGCAAGGUGACCUCCCUGGAGACGGCCACCGAGAAAGCCACGGCCCUGGAGCACGAGAGCCAGGGCCUGCAGCUGGAGAACCGGACGCUGAGGAAGUCUCUGGACACCUUGCAGAACGUGUCGGUGCAGCUCGAGGACCUGGAGCGCGACAACAAGCAGCUGGACGCAGAGAACCUGGAGCUGCGCAAGAUGGUGGAGGCCAUGCGCUUUACCAGCGCCAAGAUGGCGCAGAUCGAGAGGGAGAACCAGCAGCUGGAGCGCGAGAAGGAGGAGCUGAGGAAGAACGUGGAGCUGCUGAAGGCGCUGGGCAAGAAGUCGGAGCGCCUGGAGCUCAGCUACCAGAGCGUGAGCGCCGAGAACCUGCGGCUGCAGCAGAGCCUGGAGAGCAGCGGCCGCAGGUCGCAGGCCCUGGAGAGCGAGCUGGGCGAGCUGGAGGCUGAGCACCAGGCGCUGCGCCGGGACCUGGAGGCCCUCCGGCUGGCCGGCGUGCAGCUGGAGCGGGCCGAGAGGGACAAGAAGGCCCUGGAGCAGGAGGUGGCCCAGCUCGAGAAGGACAAGAAGCUGCUGGAGAAGGAGGCCAAGCGGCUGUGGCAGCAGGUGGAGCUGAAGGACGCGGUCUUGGACGACAGCACCGCCAAGCUGUCCGCUGCCGAGAAGGAGAGCCGCGCGCUGGACCGCGAGCUGGCCCGCUGCAGGGACGCGGCCGGCAAGCUGAAGGAGCUGGAGAAGGACAACAGGGACCUCACCAAGCAGGUCAUCGUGCACACGAGGACGCUGACCACCCUGCGGGAG
Molecule: messenger RNA, 2877 nt
Organism: Propithecus coquereli (Coquerel's sifaka)
Lineage: Eukaryota; Metazoa; Chordata; Mammalia; Primates; Indriidae
Product: protein Daple
Exons: 15
Biological process (GO): cytoskeleton-dependent intracellular transport; cytoplasmic microtubule organization
Cellular component (GO): cytoplasm; centrosome
Molecular function (GO): microtubule binding; dynein light intermediate chain binding
Source: RefSeq, a predicted model, not a curated record